UCUCAAAAAAUCACAUUCUUGCAUAAAUUUUAUGAUAUGAAGCCGACAUCCAUGUGUACCCGCCGCCAAGUCCCGGAGUCAGUUUGUGUUUGAACUUGUACUCGAAUGGUGGUGGUGCUUGUAACUGACGCCUUAGAAUGCUUCCAACCUCUUUAUCAGCUCUACCGAUCUUGACGGUGGCGCUUCUACUGCUUCUAGAGGAAUCCUCCGGCGCUGGUGGUUCGCAGUAUCAACUGACCCAAAUCCGUCGACCGAAGCCUCCGAUACUGAAGAGUGGUCCGGAAUGCCCGACGCCGUAUUUUCCGAACGGUGUGGCGAAAGCUCGCCAACGGAACAAAAUGAUCCGGUACACGUGCUCCAGUGGAUUCUACCUGGUCGGUAACAUGUACUCGAUGUGCGAAAAGGGCCGCUGGGACGCGCCGGUUCCAAUUUGUAUCAAAGCCGGAUGUGCGGACUUGGAAACCGUGGAGAACGGGCAGUUGUCGUACGAGUACGGACGGGCUGCGGUGAUGUUGUUUUGUAGCACCGGGUACCAGAUUGCGGGAUCGUCGAAAGCGUAUUGUAAUGGGACUCAUUGGGACAGACCGUUGGGAUCGUGCCGAGAAACGGGUUUAGCCGUGCAGACUAGCUGUGACUUUGAAGUGAUGGACUAUUGUGGGUGGACUAACGAAGCUACGCAUGACUUUGAUUGGAAGCGCAGCGAUGGCGUGGUGUCCCCAAAGGCACUGAAGACCGGUCCCAAGUACGAUCAUACGACUAUGGUGCCGCUGGCCGGACACUUUUUGAUGGUAGAUUCAGCGGUGCAGCUGACGAACGAAACGGCUCGACUGUUAUCUCCCUUGUAUCCAGCAAACUACAGCCAAAGCGCAUGCUUCCAGUUCUUCUACCACAUGUACGGCGAUCAAAUAGGAUCGCUGACGGUGUAUGUGAAACCGUCUUCGGUAUCGCUAGACAGCUUAACCGCGGAAGAUGUGCUGUUUCACAGAGAUACCAAUCAAGGUAACAUGUGGAACGAAGGAUUUUCCAAGCUGAACGAACAGUCCGAUAGCUUCCAAAUAGUGAUCGAGGCAUCGCUGGGAAUGAAGUACAAGAGUGACAUUGCGAUCGACGACGUGAGUUUACUGUCCGGAAGCGACUGUCGAACCGGUGAAGGACAAGAUGACGUACUGGAAAUUUCCUCUGCCGUGCCGGACGAAGAACUGCCCGCAGAGCUUCCCACUGCUGAUAAGGACACGUUCAAGAUUGAUUCGUGCGAAAAUCGCUGCGGCGCCAACGUCUCGUCUCCGGUUCGCGUGGGCGAACUGUUCUUCAUUCACUGUGACUGUAUUGAAGGUUGCGUCGAAACGAAGACGUGCUGUCCAGACUAUGCGGAACGGUGUGUGUGGAGCGCCGGGGAUUCUCCCAGCUCUACAACGUUAUCAACAACGCCGUCCACUACAAGUACAACUCUAACGACACCUAGCACAACACCAUCUACCACGUCGACGACUACAACAACUGCAGCUCCUACAACAACCACAGUGAGAGCGACAACAAGUACAACGCAACGAAGUACUAGCACGACGACACAAAGUACUAGCACGACACAACGUAGUACUACAACGACUCAACGUAGCACCACGACUACGCAACGUAGUACAACAACAACCCAACGCAUCACUACGACACCAACAACACCGCGAACCACUAGCACAACCCAAAGAAAGACGACCACUACCCGACCAACAACCCCAAAACCAUCAUCCACAACAACUACGGGCAGACCGUACAACCUUCGGCCAAGAACGUCAACGGGAGCCCCCGUCAUCGUACCCAUGGUACGAACCCGUAAACCGACGACCCCCACGACCACCACCACCACCUCAACGGAAUCAACGACGGUAGAGUUGAGGAUCAUCUCCCGCAUGAACCUGGAGACGCUCGCCAGUCGAAGCGGUGACACCAAGCCGAACCUUGCGCACGUGUUCAUCUACUCCGGUGUGGCCGCGAUUGUGUUCAGCGCGAUCGUGGUGGCGAUCGUGCUACACAUCCGACGAAACUCCGGCGCCAGUGUGCUGGAACGGCUCAAGCAAAAGUCGAUGAAGAAGGGUACGGAAGGGUUCGAGGACGUGCGGUUUUUGGCCGUCGACGAGCAUUUGGACUUUAGCUUGACGCCGGAUGACGCUGAGGAAGCCGAGGAAAGCGAUCGAGAGGAGGCGGAGGAGAAGACUGUGCAGAAAAGCGGGCAUAAGCCUGGCAAGAAGGGAAAGAAGUGACUCAGGUUUGUGCGUGUGUGUGUGUUUUCUCUGUAAUUUAUUUUGAAUAAAGUUCUAGAACGUAA
Culex pipiens pallens (northern house mosquito) is the source of this 2320-nucleotide messenger RNA. RefSeq names its product MAM and LDL-receptor class A domain-containing protein 2-like. The record is from RefSeq and is a predicted model, not a curated record. The coding region runs from base 138 to 2255 and encodes 705 amino acids. Lineage: Eukaryota; Metazoa; Arthropoda; Insecta; Diptera; Culicidae. The transcript has 3 exons. Gene Ontology annotation, cellular component: membrane.